AUGUCCUAUGAUAUAACUUACUUGCAUUAUUUGAUUCAGUACAUUCAGAAUCCAGUUGUACAUUAGAUUAGCAAGUUUGCCCAGCUAUAAUGUUAAUUUCAAUCAAUAAGAGCAAUGAUUACCUAAAAUUGCUCUAAGAAGCACAAAUCUUAAAUUCUCCUAUCAAGAGUAAUCCAACUCUACAAUAACGACCAGUAUGCAUUACUGGCUGAAGUUUCCUAUAUGAGCACUAUUACCUGAGUGAGCAGAGAAAGUAGAAUUCACACUAUUUCAUUUGAGAAGUAAGUAUAGUUUUUGCUCCAAAGUCAAAAGUAGUGAUUUACUAUAUUGAUCUCUUAUAUUUGAUAUUUUGCCCACACUUAGACGCAAUAUUGAAAGGAUAAAGUCUCAACAACUUGAGCAUAAUUUAUAAAGUUAAGAAUGGGUUUGAAUAAAUAUGGCCUGAUUUAC
Messenger RNA from Paramecium octaurelia, 450 nucleotides. NCBI's taxonomy places the organism in Eukaryota, Ciliophora, Oligohymenophorea, Peniculida, Parameciidae. The record is from the annotation of a GenBank genome assembly.